Messenger RNA from Procambarus clarkii (red swamp crayfish), 8087 nucleotides. Its product is annotated as death-associated protein kinase 1. Gene Ontology annotation, biological process: protein phosphorylation; intracellular signal transduction; positive regulation of apoptotic process. NCBI's taxonomy places the organism in Eukaryota, Metazoa, Arthropoda, Malacostraca, Decapoda, Cambaridae. Gene Ontology annotation, molecular function: ATP binding; protein serine/threonine kinase activity; protein binding. Gene Ontology annotation, cellular component: nucleus. The record is from RefSeq and is a predicted model, not a curated record.
GGUGUCUAUACUGUUGUGUGCUCCUUAUACUUGUUUACAUCGAGAUGACGUUCUCUCGUGAAAUAUAAGUUUUAUUCCCAUAAUUAGGGACGUUUCUAAGCAUUUCAAGAGACCAAAAUGUGGAAAUGGAGGGAAUCGAGUACAGCACCGAGCCAUUUGAGAGCUCAUACGAGGUGUACGAGGAGAUAGGAAGUGGGCAGUUUGCAGUUGUUCGCCGGUGUGUUGAGAAAGCUACUCGAGCUGAAUAUGCUGCGAAAUAUAUUCGCAAACGGCGUGUGGCAUCCUCCCGACGAGGGUUGCCCUUAGAAUGUAUUGCGAGGGAAGUGCGUGUCCUGCAGAAGCUAGACAACCAUCAGAACAUCAUUUCAUUGCAUCAAGUGUUUGAUAAUGGACAACAUGUUAUAUUAGUACUGGAGCUGGUGCGUGGUGGUGAGUUGUUUGAGCAUAUUAGUGAGAGAGAGAGGUUGUCAGAGGAGGAAGCAUCUGCCUUUUUGCAUCAGAUUUUGCAAGGUGUCAGACACAUGCAUUCUUUAGGUAUUGCUCAUCUUGAUUUAAAGCCAGAAAAUGUUCUUUUACUAAGUAAAAAUCGGCAGCAUAUCAAACUAAUUGAUUUUGGCUUGUCUCGAGUUAUUACACAAGCAGAAGAAGUCCGUGACAUGAUGGGUACGGCAGAGUUCGUGGCUCCUGAGAUUGUCAACUAUGAGCCGCUGUGUCUGGCCACAGAUAUGUGGGCCAUUGGGGUCAUAACAUAUAUCUUGCUGUCGGGUGCAUCGCCAUUCUUGGGUGAUACGCAGCAAGACACAUUUAACAAUGUGACUGCUGUGGAUUAUACCUUUGACGUCGAAUAUUUCUGUGGCACCUCUGAUUUAGCAAAGGACUUCAUCUGCCGCUUGUUGGUAAAAGAUUCCAGAAAGCGGUUAACUGCUGAAGAGUCAUUGGCCCACCCCUGGAUAAAGCCACAGUCUAAAGAACAAGAAGAAGAGCUUAGAGAUGCCCAAACAAAUAUGGAUAACUUUAAAUCCUAUCAAGCUAGACGGAGAUGGAAGCAUUCUGUUAAAGUUGUAACACUGUGUAAUCGUUUAUCAAGAAGUGCCAAGUUAAGAAGUCAGAGUGCAGAACUCUUGGAUGCUAGGUCUAGUGCCAUUACUCUACAAGAAGACCAGGAUGCCAGUUUUGUUCUGUCUGCCUUGGUGGCAGCUGUUGAAGAGGGAAACCUACCAGGCCUUGAGAAACUCUUCAGUGUUGCACAAAAUAUUGAUGUCAACAUGGCUAACAAGCAUGGAGAAAGUGCCAUCCACCUCUCAUGUGGUUUGGGACAGCUGGAGGCAUUAAAGUUCUUAGUGAAGAAGGGAGGUGGGCUUGAUGCCACAGAUGCCCAGGGUGACACGCCUCUGCACUGGGCCGCUCGACAAGGACACGCACACAUCAUUGCGUACCUCAUUGAACAAGGAGCUCAAAUUAAUACGCAGAAUAAGAAUGGGGAGUCGUGUCUUCAUGUUGCUUGUCGAUAUGGCCAUACUGUGGUGGUACAAAAUUUGUGCCUGUGUAAUAUGAACUUAGAUCUACAGGAUGAUCAUGGAGAGACUGCUCUGCACAUUGCCGUCUGGCAUGGCUUUCCACGAAUUGUUCAUCACCUGUGUUCUGCUGCAGCUAACACUGAACUUACAGAUAAGGAAAACCAAACUCCCUUACAUGUUGCCAGUGGGCGGGGACAUGUCGAGUGUGUUCGGGGACUAGUUGCUUCAGGGGCAUGUGUUGAUGCCCAGGACGCUCAUGGUGCCACCCCUCUUCAUCAUGCAUUAGCUCGUCAUCACACUCAGGCAGCGAUGAUUCUUCUUCAUGCUGGUGCCAACACAGAUAUAACAGAUGAUAUUGGGGAGGCUCCAAUUCACAUAGUAGCAAGAGAGGGCUUGUUGGCUUUAGCUCAAACCCUGUGUGCCUUUGGUUGUAGUGUUGAUGUCUCCAACAAGGCAGGUCUUUACCCUCUGCAUCUGGCUGCCAAACAUGGACACACCGAGUUAGUGAGAUGCCUGUGUUUGGCUGGCUGCACAGUGGAACAGAAGAGCCGUGACGGAAUAUUGGCAGAAGUAUCAGCCAUGGCUCAAGGAUAUGAUGAUAUUGCUGAUCUCCUCAACAAACUUAGAGGGGAACAGCAGCGAGAAGAGUAUAUUCAGCAGCUCAUUCCAAGUCCAUCUUCUAUUCCACGGAUAAAAGUGAAAAUCUUGGGUCAUUCUGGGGCAGGAAAGACGGCGCUCGUUGAAACACUGAAGACUGGGUACUUCUCUUCUUUCUUUCGCAGGAGUAAAAGCACCACAUCAACCUCAUCCAUUGGAUCAGCCGGAAAGAGUCCUUCUGCCAUGAAGGGUCAUUUUGAGAUGGAGUCACCUGUAAGCUCUCGCCAGAACUCGCUCACCUUUGAACCCUGUGAGAAUUACACUAAAGGCAUCGAUGUACAGCAGGUUAAUAUCUCUGGUGUGGGUGAAUUAUCACUGUGGGAGUUUUCUGGCCACGAGGCUUACUUCCCCGUAUAUGAUCACUUUAUUGGCAACACAUCAUGUGUCCACCUCAUUGUGUUUCCCCUCAACCAGCCCUUUGAUGUUCAGUUACAACAGUCUUCCUUCUGGAUGUCUUUUCUCCAAGCUCGGAUCCCUCCUAUGGAACCUCUAAAUGUUAGAGGAAAGCCAAGUAAACCAGCAAAAGUGGCUUUAGUUGGAACUCAUGCCGAUGCGGCUCAGUGUCACCGCAACCUCCAGGGAGACUACGUGGCUCCACAAGUCCAUCUCCUCCAGGAGAAGCUACUGGAUCUUUAUGGUGAUGUAUUUGAAGUCCAUGACACUGUGUAUGUGAUGGAUGCUACAGCUCCAGGCUCGACACCUAUUAGAGCUCUCAAGCAGUAUCUAGCAGACUGUAAAGCCAAAGUUACUCAGGGCUGGAGCGGAGCCAGUGUGGCGUAUGCUGUUGGGGCGGCUGUUAGCGGUGAUGGAUAUACGAUCCUGCAACCUGACGCGUGUGAGGGAGUGCCGCGAGUGACAGGCUUCCUAGGAGCAGUGGUUAGCACUUUGGCUGAGUGGCGAGCAUCACUAGGAGAGUUUCCUGUUGUGUCAUGGCCCCAGUUUGUUGACGUAACUCAUCAACGAGUCAACCCUCUAGCUGGCGAAGAACAUCUACGUGAGGUCGUUCAGCAGCUGCAACUGAUGGGGGAAGUUGUUUACUUAAAGGCAGAAGCACAGGACCUUGUAGUGCUAGACCCAGCUUGGCUUACUCACCAGCAGUUAGGACAUCUCCUUUCUACCCAGUAUGCUGCCCAGGCAAGAGUCACUGGCUGCUACACCGUGGAUGACUUUCAGAUGAGCUUUCCUGAGUGUGAUGCAUUAGACCUACUGCAGGUCUUAGAGGCCUUACACCUAUGCACUCAAUGUGAUAAUGAUGGAGAAAUUGAAUAUGAAUUUCCAUGCUUCAAUCAAGUUGAAACUCUUGAUGGCUUGUGGGAAAAGGUUGAUCCACGCUACACGGAUGGUGUGUAUGGUGGAGUCAGGCUACGAUCUCCUGCACCAACACAGUACAUUCUGCCACCAAUAUAUAUUCGCUUGCAGGUUCAGCUUAGAAGAUCUUGGCAAGAAUACCCAGAGAGAGAUACUGACUUAUAUCAAUGGUGCAGUGGCUCCAAGUUCUGUUCAGGCCCUUUGGAAGCUCUUCUUACUCUUGAGGAGGGAGGAGAAGCUAUUGAGUUGAAAGUACGCGGACCACCUGAAUCAGGCCCUGUUGCAUUCUUCUUCAUGGAAGAUCUUCUAGCCAUGAUUGAUCAGGUACUUGUUGAAAUGUGCCCUGGACUUGUACUGGAAAAGCAUGUCCUGAGUGCUGAGCAACUUACUGCUCACUCACCCACUGUGUAUGCUUGGCCACCAGCAGACAUCUACACAGCACUGCUUGGCAAUGGUGUGCGUGCUUCACUAAUCAACCCAAUAACUGAGAAAGAAGAAACAUUUACUCAGUUAGUUUGCUUUGGAUCCCAAGAUGUUGUGUCCAGUUUGAUAGUUGGUGGAGAAGUGCACAUCUCCAGCCUGUGUACGGUGACUGUUCAACGAUUAGCAGCUCACAUGGACCCAUCUCAUCCACGUGGAUCUGACUGGUGUGUUUUGGCAGUAAAAUUAGGGCUACAGCAGCUUUUACCCUCGCUGGACACGCAAUGUGGCUCAUCUCAGCCUUCCCCCACGGCAACACUGUUACACUCCUGGGGAAAUGCUCCUACAGCCACACUUGGUUUACUAGUAAAUGAGCUUCGUGGAAUGGAACGUGAAGAUGCCGCAAUAGCUGUAAUGUGUGGUGCUCCUUUGUAUCAACUUGCACCUCCUGAUGACGACACAACGUCUGACUCUCCACCCAUUUCUUCCACCUCGGCAACAUCGACUUCCAAUCUCUCCAGAUGAACAAUAGAACCACAGGAGCAUCAGUAGACUUCAACAACAGUUAUGUAAAGUUUUUAUCAUGGCAUAAAUUCUCAAGAUGAUUUAUAGGUUUGAUGGUGUACUUAAGAUUCUAUUUUGGGUACUUUUGGAGUAUCCCAUUGCUCCCCUUCUAAAACGACAUGCAUUGCUCUGAAGAAUCGUGCGAGUGUUGUGAUUCGAUAUGCUCAUAUCUUUAGUUACUAUGUGUGUAUGCACUAAAGUGACACUAGGUUUGUUUUCAUUUGUCUUCAUGCUUGUGCAGAGGAACAUGUUUUACAAGAAUUCUAAUUGUUCAAGAGUAAUAGAACAUUAUAGGAACUUUCCAGUAUGUAUUCUAACCUUCAGAUCUGUAAUGCAUUGCAGUGUGGUGUUUCUCUGCCAUGUUGUUACUGUACUUAUAUAUUUGUGUGCCAAGUCAUUUCUUCCUGAUUGGUGUUAUAGUUUUUGUUUUUUUGAUUAUGCCAAGUUGGUAAAAACACAAAAUUAUUUAGUGUAUGACUGCAUAUUAUCUUUCUGAUUAGAAUGACUCCUGAGGAAGAAUUAUUUCUUUGUUUGUACCAACCAAGACAGUUUAUCUAGCCUUACAGAUACUCUGUCAGCAAAUUCUAAGUCCUCAUAUAAUUUAAUUUUUAAGAUCCAGAAUAUAUUGCACCACAAAUAUGUUAGAGCACAUUAUGUUGUCUCCUGGGUUGUGGUGAAUGUCACAUAACACCUUUUGAAAUGUAGUUUAAUUGUGGUUUAAUGUAGCUGCUUUUGUAAGAGCAAAUUUAAGUAAGUCUUAACAGUAAAUGUCAUUUGUUAGGCUUUGAGGAUAUACAGUAUUUGUCUAAAUUGUUACCCAUUUUAGUGCACUCAUAGUAUUGUAUAAAUUUUCUUAUCCUAACCAAAGAAUCACAAUUCUUCUGGCAUGUUUUUUAUGACAUUGUGAAAUAGUCUUAAGUAGCUUGUAUACUCGUCAGCAUUCCAAUAUUUGGGAGGCUUUUAUGAGUAUCAGUGGUUGUACGUGCAGUCAAGAGCCUUUGAGAGUACUAUGAUAGUACUCUGAUAAUUUAUCUCCUUUUAGUUGGUCAGCAAUGCCUUACACACAUCCAGCACAAAGCUGUUAGUGAAUCAUUGUAGAAGCUUUUGAUAUGGAACCUGUGGCCGGCUGCUAGUCUCAUGCCGUCCCGCUUAUAUGUCUAGGUUAAAAAUCAGUACAGUGUAUAGAUAAACCUUAAAUUAAGUAGCUGAUGAAAAUAUUUAUCCUAUGAUCUUUUGCAAUUACUGAAUAGUUUGUUAUUCAUUGCAUACUUAUUAUGGAAAUUUGUAUAACCUGGAGAGUCAAUGCACAGACAAAUUACAUAAGCAGUUCCAGCAUUUAGUGAUAUCUUCAUACCUAAAUUGAUGGUGUGAGUAUUGUACGUCUUAUUAUCACAGCAAUACAUUGACCGACAGUGCAGACGAUGAGUCACAGUAGUGUGGCUGAAGAAAUGAUGACCAAACCACACAUCAGAAAAUUAAGAAAUAACAACAUUUUGGUCCACCCUGGACCAUUCUCACAUUUGUAAUUGCACAACUUGAUAAUGGUGCAGGAUGGACCGAAACAUCAUCGUUUCUUCAUGUUCUGAUGUGUGACUUGACCUGUAAUAUUGGUAUACUAAAUGCAGCUGCAGUCUAGUUGGCUAUUGUAGUAAAGGGGUUGUUAUGAUUUAUAGUUUUCUUCACUUGUUUGUGCAUUACAAGUAACAUAUGCUCUUUGAGGUGUAGUCUUCAACUUGAUGUUACCUUUAUUUUGCAGAACUUGACUCUUUAUAUUCAACCCCAGAACCAUGAGUAGCAUCUGAAAAGAUAAGUUACAUGAAACAAAAUGAAUUUUCAUAUAUACUAUGAAUAACAAUUAUGCACAGUUAAACUCCAAAGUUCCUUGUAUACUCCAGUGUUACAACAUUAUAUUGUAAUAUUAUUAAAUACAUGCAAUGUUGUAGUUAAUGCAAAAACUUUGGAAUGCCUAGCUUAGUGCUAAGUAAUCAUAAGAAUAUUGGAGAAUGUGGUAUGCAUAUAAUACUGGUAUUAUGAGUGUGGUAUGCGAAAAGUACUGGUAUUGUGAUUCUGGUAUGCAUAUAAUACUGGUAUUUUGAUUGUGGAAAGCAUAUAGUACUGGUAUUAUGAUUGUGGGAAGCAUAUAGUACUGGUAUUAUGAUUGUGGGAAGCAUAUAGUACUGGUAUUAUGAUUGUGGGAAGCAUAUAGUACUGGAAUUUGAUUGUGGGAAGCAUAUAGUACUGGUAUUAUGAUUGUGGGAAGCAUCUAGUACUGGUAUUAUGAUUAUGGGAAGCAUAUAGUACUGGUAUUAUGAUUGUGGGAAGCAUCUAUUACUGGUAUUAUGAUUAUGGGAAGCAUAUAGUACUGGUAUCAUGAUUGUGGUAUGUAUAAAGUACAGGUACUAGUAUUGUUGUGAUUCUGGUAUGCAUGUAAUGCUGGUAUUUUGAUUGAUUUGCAUAUACAAGGUAUAGGCAUUUUGAACUUUAAUUUGGUCCAUUACCAAGCUCAAAUGAUUCAGUAAAAUAUCUUUAUGAAUGAGUAAAAACUCUGAAAAUAAUUUUGUUUACAAAAAUGAUCUGCUCAAAAGGGUGCUUUUAUAGGAUUGAUUUGGUUCAAACACUGAUGUAAUUUUUUAUUGGUUAGUAAAAUAAUUAUUUCCUUGCAGUGUUCUAUCAUCAUAUUCACAUGGGAACAUUAUUUAGUAGCCAUCACAACUACACUUCUCAUUAGACUAUUUUGAUACGUUUAUUUGUUAAUUUUUAGCAUCAAUACUUGAAUUGUCUUCAAGUGUAUAUUUUAGAUAAGCUCUUUUCACACAUUACUUUGUCUUAAUACUGGUACAGUGUACACACAAACCUUUUCCUAGGUUGGUAAAUGUCAAAUUCUGAUAUUGUGUUUUUUUGUAAGUUACUGUACAUUGUGCUUUUCAGGCUGAAAACGUAAGGCCUUUGUAGAAAUUACUAAAUGACAUAAACAAAUGUAACUCUUCAUGUCUAGCACCUCUUAACAAAAUAGUGGUGAUAACAAAAUAUUUGCAUAAUUGAAAGUUGGGUAUUGUGAGCACACAGCUGUGUGUGAUAGGAACUCAACCACACACAGCUCUUCAAUAUAAAACUAUGGUAUUUUAAACUGGAAGUGCUCCAUCCUAAUAAGAAUGUUAAAAUAAGCUCAAUCAAAAAUAGUAGGACAGAAAAAUAGCACCUAGGAAUGAAAUAAGUGACCAUUGUGCAAUGUUAGUCUAGCCCAAUUCCACCUAUACAUAGUAGCCAGAUUAACAGACCUCAAGAGUGAAUCCAAUAGAGCACACACUACUACAGGUACUAUGGGAAAUAUAAGUAGGUACUUUUUUAUUUUAAACUAUGCAGGCGACGAGUCACAAUAACGUGGCUGAAGUAUGUUGACCAGACCACACACUAGAAAGUGAAGGGGCGACGACGUUUCGGUCUGUCCUGGACCAUCCAUUUAAACUGUCUUUUAAGUUUUAUUGGAUAGUUCUUCUUGUAUGUGUGUGUUUAUAUUUUUAGUAUUAACAUUUUCUUUAGUAUUUCACCAUCAAUGUAAUUAAAAGCGAAUCUGAAGUUGGAAAGUGACAUGUGUUUGUGUGUUCUCACCUAGUUGUGCUU